This is a messenger RNA of Soboliphyme baturini, 651 nucleotides long. NCBI's taxonomy places the organism in Eukaryota, Metazoa, Nematoda, Enoplea, Dioctophymatida, Soboliphymatidae. The record is from the annotation of a GenBank genome assembly.
AUGGGUCACUGUUCACAGAUGGCACACUUCCUAAGAAGUUAUUUAUUUCAUAUUUCAGUCCAAGACCUGGUUCUGUGGAAAAAUCCCGUCGUUAGCGGUACCGUGUUCUUUGUGCUGUUUUUCGUGGUGCUCGCGCUGCGAAUCUACUCAGCUCUGAGUGUCGUGGGAUACGCCGGACUGCUGUUGCUAUCGACGGCAUUAGUGUGCCGGGGCUAUAGUCUGAUUUUUGCAAAGCUGCACGGAAACGCACCCAGCAACCCAUUUGGCCCGUACCUUGAGAAGAAGAUCGAACUGACCGCUGAGGACACGCAUAAACAGAUCGAAUCGAUCCUGAACUCCAUUCAAAAGCGCCUGGACGAACUCAAGGCUCUGUUUUUCAUCGAAAGCGUAGUAGACAGCUUGAAAUUUGGUGUCCUUCUCUGGGCAUUGACGUACAUUGGACAGUUUUUUUCGGAUUCGGGCUUAGCCAUCUUCUUAUUGGUCUACGUUUUUACCGUUCCGAAAAUUCUGGACCUGUACCACGGUCCGAUCACGAAGUAUAAAAAUAUCAUGAUGGACAAGCUGGAAAAAAUACGGGAGCUGAUCAACAAGAAGCUUCCGUUUCUGGCUCAAAAGGGAGUACCUACCAAAGACGAGAAGAAAUUAGACUAA